AUGCAUCGUCACUCAAGUAUCCUUGAUACUUUGGUUCAACUCCUAGUGCUUGCGAGCUAUUUGCAAGUGGUAUACGCGUUUCCCGCAUCCGGGGCACCUUAUGGAUGGGCCAGUCGAGUUGGCGAUGAAGAGUCGAACGCGGGCCCUCCCCUCCGUGGCAGCUCGUCGUUGCUAGGUGUUAUUCCGGAUGAGGUUAACCCGUCCAAUAGCGCCCAGGUCCCGAAGUCCUCAUAUGAGCUCGCCCCAGGCCAGAGUGCCAACGCGGAUAUUGGCAUCCCAUUCACCUUCAAAGACACCACCAACCCCCAACCCAUCCGUGGAGACCUCGGUUCCACCGAUCCCGGCCCACGUACUUAUGCCUAUGACCGCCUCAACCCAGAUACGCUCGCUCCCCCUGCCUCCGACAAUGGUUACGUCAAACAAGCCAAAUGGCCCAUCGGCUUAUCACACAACCGUAUCCUCCCAGGAAAUGCCGGAUGGACGCGCCAAGAGAACACAGACAAUCUUCCAAUUGCCACCGCCAUGGCAGGAGUAGACAUGAAGCUCGCCCCUGGCGCAUAUCGCGAACUCCACUGGCACAAGGCCAAUGAAUGGAGUUUAGUCCUCAACGGAAGUGUCCGCAUACAAACAAUGGAUGAAGACGGCCAAACUUUCAUCGAUGAUGUCAUGGCCGGCGACGUGUGGUACUUCCCCGCUGGCGUUCCACAUUCCCUGCAGGCAUUGGAUGAAGGCGCAGAGUUUAUGCUUGUCUUUGACCAGGGAGAUUUUGACGAUGGCGGUACAGGGCUUAUUACUGAAAUGUUCCUGCGCAACCCUAAAGAAGUGUUAUCGAAGGACCUCCAAGCGCCACUCUCGGACUUUAAUGAACUCCCCAAGGACCAGUUAUAUAUCUUCAAUGGAACGCCCGCACCCGCGAACCUCAGUGAACAGACUGUUAUAGGUCCUGGGGGAGUCGCAUCCGGUAACUCCAGCUACACAUACCAUUUGUCAAAACAGGAGGCAUACGAAGUCCCCGGUGGGAGCAUCAAGAUCAUUGACCCUCAGAGCUUCCCCAUCGCGAGGAUGUUCAGCGCUGCAUUGGUAACCAUCAAGCCUGGUGCAAUGCGCGAAAUCCACUGGCAUGGCACAAGUGACGAGUGGGGCUUCUUCCUCUCCGGCAACGCCCGCGUCAGUGUAUACCAGGCACCAACGGCGGGCGCGACAUUUGAUUUCUCGGCGGGCGAUAUCUCAUAUGUUCCUGCCACUGCGUCCCACUAUAUCGAGAAUACGGGUGUCGAGGACGUUGUGUUCCUAGAAAUGUUGCAGGCGCCACGGUUCACUGAUAUCUCAAUCGGGCAGUGGUUGAAGCUAACGCCAAGGCAGAUUAUCAAGGAUACGUUGCAUUUGCCGGAUAGUUUGUUAGAUAAUCUGUCGGCUAAUAAGCAGUAUGUUGUGCAGGGCGAUUGCAAUUAUACGGGUGUGGAGGCGGGAAGCGGAACUGCGUAA
Aspergillus alliaceus is the source of this 1485-nucleotide messenger RNA. RefSeq names its product oxalate decarboxylase. Bases 1 to 1485 code for a protein of 494 amino acids. NCBI's taxonomy places the organism in Eukaryota, Fungi, Ascomycota, Eurotiomycetes, Eurotiales, Aspergillaceae. The transcript has 2 exons. Gene Ontology annotation, biological process: oxalate metabolic process. The record is from RefSeq and is a predicted model, not a curated record.